Messenger RNA from Botrytis fragariae, 429 nucleotides. RefSeq names its product putative dna repair helicase protein. The coding region runs from base 1 to 429 and encodes 142 amino acids. Lineage: Eukaryota; Fungi; Ascomycota; Leotiomycetes; Helotiales; Sclerotiniaceae. The transcript is spliced from 3 exons. The record is from RefSeq and is a predicted model, not a curated record.
AUGUGUCUCCUCGGAGAUGCUACUGGCCUUGUUAAGACAGUCACAAUUUGUGAAGUAUGGUGGAUGAUAAUCCGUAAAGUACCCGAAGAACCACUUAAGCCAGCACCUCCGAAGCCUAAGAUGCUUGACGUCUUACCUGAACUGAUCGAGCAGCGGCGAAAUGGAUCAGAAGUCUCAGUAUACAUCGACCAUGGUGACGAACGCAAAUCGAGACCUGGAACUCACAAAAAGAUUGCCGGAAAGCUCACACUAGUUGUGGUGAUUACCACCUUGGUCACAUUAAGAAACCGCCAUGGAUCUUCGGCAUUGAAAACUUUCAGGCUUGCUAAGAAGAGCUUCGCUGGAAAACAAGCAACCAAUGAUUCGCAGUGGGAGUUUAACUUGGCAGGUCUCCUCGAGUGUGACAUCGUUGACGAAGCCAUGUACUGA